AUGGAGGCCAGGAGCCGGAGUGCCGAGGAGCUGAGGCGGACGGAGCUGGUGGAGAUCAUAGUGGAGACGGAGGCGCAGACCGGAGUCAGCGGCAUCAACGUGGCGGGAGGCGGCAAAGAAGGCCUCUUCGUUCGAGAGCUGCGCGAGGACUCGCCGGCCGCCCGGAGCCUCAGCCUGCAGGAAGGGGACCAGCUGCUGAGCGCCCGCGUGUUCUUUGAAAACGUCAAGUAUGAGGAUGCACUGCGCCUGCUCCAAUGCGCUGAGCCUUACAAGGUCUCCUUCUGCCUGAAGCGCACUGUGCCCACCGGGGACCUGGCGCUGCGGCCCGGCACCGUGGCCGGUUACGAGAUCAAGGGCCCGCGGGCCAAGGUGGCCAAGCUGAAUAUCCAGAGUCUCUCCCCUGUGAAGAAGAAGAAGAUGAUGAUGCCUGGGGUUCUUGGGUCCCCCGCAGAUCUGGCCCCUGUUGACGUCGAGUUCUCCUUCCCCAAGUUCUCCCGCCUGCGCCGGGGUCUCAAAGCCGAGACCCUCGAGGGGCCCGUCCCUGCUGCCCCUGCCCGCCCACGCCUCCAGCUGCCUCGGCUACGUGUGCGGGAAGUGGCCCAAGGAGCCCAGGCAGCUCGACUGGCUGCCGCGGCCCCUCCCCCCAGGAAGGUCAAGGUGGAGGCUGAGGAGGGGGCAGCAGGAGCCCGUUUUGCCGCCCCCCAGGUGGAGUUGGUUGGGCCCCGGUUGCCAGGUGCUGACGCAAGUGUGCCACAGGUCCCAGCUCCCAAAGGGCCCCCCUCAGCAGAAGUGGCCAGCAGCUUCACCCUCCUUCCAGCCCUCGGCUUGGGAGCCCUGGCUGCACCUGCCGUGGAGACUCCUCCUGCAGGGAUCCAGCUUCCCCAGGUAGAGCUGCCUGCCUUGCCCUCCCUGCCUACUCUGCCCACACUUCCUUGCCUAGAGGCCCGGGAAGGGGCUGCGGCCGUGACCGUGCCCAUCCUGGAUGUGGCAGCACCUGCUGUGGGUGUGGACCUGGCCUUGCCGGGUGCAGAGGUGGAGGCCCGGGCAGAGGUGCCUGAGGUGGCUCUGAAGAUGCCCCGCCUCAGCUUCCCCCGCUUCGGGGCUCGAGCGAAGGAUACUGUUGAGGCCAAGGUGGCCAAGGGCAGCCCAGAGGCCAAGGCCAAGGGGCCCAGACUUCGAAUGCCCACUUUUGGCCUUUCCCUCCUGGAGUCCCGGGCCACACCGGAAGCCACUACAGAAAGUAAGCUAAAGCUGCCAACCAUCAAGAUGCCUGCCUUUGGCAUCGGGGUGUCGGGGCCUGAGGUCAAGGGGCCCAAGGGGGCAGAAGUGAAACUCCCCAGAGCUCCUGAUGUCAAGCUCCCCAAAAUGCCUGAGGUGACUGUGCCUGAGGUGCGGCUCCCGGAAGUACAGCUGCCCAAAGUCCCUGAGAUGAAGCUACCCAAGGUGCCUGAGAUGGCCGUGCCUGAUGUGCAACUGCCCGAGGUGCAACUGCCCAAAGUCUGUGAGAUGAAAUUUCCAGAAAUGAAGUUGCCCAAGGUGCCCGAGAUGGCCGUGCCUGACGUGCACCUUCCAGAGGUGCAGCUGCCGAAGGUUCCAGAAAUGAAGCUCCCGAAGGUGCCUGAGAUGGCUGUGCCCGACGUGCACCUGCCACAGGUACAGCUGCCAAAAGUUUCAGAAAUGAAGCUCCCCAAGGUGCCUGAGAUGGCUGUGCCGGAUGUGCACCUGCCACAGGUACAGCUGCCAAAGGUUCCAGAAAUGAAAUUGCCCAAAGUGCCUGAGAUGGCCGUGCCGGAUGUGCACCUCCCAGAGGUGCAGCUACCGAAAGUCUCUGAGAUGAAGCUUCCAGAAAUAAAGCUCCCCAAGGUGCCCGAGAUGGCUGUACCUGAUGUGCGGCUCCCAGAAGUGCAGCUGCCCGAAGUUUCAGAAAUGAAGUUUCCAGAAAUGAAGCUUCCAGAAAUGAAGCUCCCGGAGGUGCAGCUACCGAAAGUCUCUGAGAUGAAGCUUCCAGAAAUGAAACUCCCCAAGGUGCCUGAGAUAGCCGUGCCUGAUGUGCGACUCCCGGAGGUACAGCUGCCGAAGGUGUCAGAGAUUCGACUGCCAGAGCUCCAGGUGCCCAAGGUCCCUGAGGUGUGUCUCCCUGAGGUCCCAGAGCUGAAGCUGCCUCAGCCCCCGGAGGUACAGCUGACAUCUGCCAGGCCAGAGCAGGCUGAAGGGAUAGAAUUUGGCUUCAAGAUGCCCAAGAUGACCAUGCCUAAAUUAGGAAGGGCAGAGUCUCCAACUCUGCGAGGCAAGCUGGGUGAGGCAGGUGCCCAGGGUCCAGGGAAACUGCUGCCGCUGCCCUGUCUGCAGCCGGAGGAGGGGAGUGAGGCCCGUGCGGGGGCCCCCUCGCUCACUCUGCCCUCCGUGGAGCUGCGCCUGCCCGGACCCCUCAGUUUGGAGACGCCUGUCCAAGCUGCGGGAGCCAAGCCGGCAGAGGGCGCCGCAGGAACGGCUGGGGCCGCCGAGGUGGGCUUCCGGGUGCCCUCCGUUGAGCUGGUUGCUCCGCAGCUGCCCACAGCAGCCCAGGUGGAAGAGGGGCGGCCAGGGACCCCAGAGAUGAAAGGCAGGUCCUCCUCCAGGUUCUCCUUGCCUAAGUUUGGACUUUCGGGGCCCAAGGUGGCCAAGGCAGAGGUCGAAGGGGCCGGGCGAGCCAGCAAGCUGAAGGUGUCCAAGUUCGCCAUCUCGCUCCCCAAGGCCAAGGCGGGGACAGAGUCGGAGACCAAAGGAGAGGCAAGCCUGCUGCCCGCCCUCGACCUGUCCAUCCCACAGCUUGGGCUGGAUGCCCAUCCGCCAGCGGGCAAGGUGGAGGGGGCAGGGCCUGACGGCAAGCUCAAAGGGCCUAGGUUUGCUCUGCCCAAAUUUGGGGUCAGAGGUCGGGACACGGGGGCAGGGGAGCUGGCGCCAGGAGGGGCAGAGCUGGAAGCCAAGGGCUGGGGCUGGGACGGGAAGGUGAAGAUGCCCAAGCUAAGGAUGCCGUCCUUUGGGCUGGCUCGAGGUCGGGAGGCUGAGGCUCAGGCUGCACGUGGCAGCCCCGGGGAGAAGCUGGAGACCAUCACGGGACAGCUGAAGAUCCCAGAGGUGGAGCUAGUUACACUGGGGACCCAGGAGGCGGGAGGGGCAGCUGCUGUCAGUGGGACGCAGGUGUCCACCAUCAAACAGGCAGUCCCUGAAAGCCACCAGGGCGAGCUGAGAAUACCCCCACUGAGCAUCUCACUGCCCCAGGUUGAGCUGACCGGUUUUGGGGAGGUGGGUACCCCGGGGCAACAGGUUGAGGAUAAAGCCCCUAUAGACCAGGACACCGCAGGCUACAAGAUCCAGGGGCCUCAGGUGAGUCUGGCGCUGCCUGGGGCCCAGGCGAGAGGAGGCGAGCUUUUGGUGGGCGAGGGCAUCUUCAAGAUGCCCGCUGUGUCAGUGCCCCAGCUUGAGCUGGACGUGGGCAUGGGCCAUGAGGCACAGGCUGGGGAGGUAGCCAUGGGUGAGGGUGGCCUGAGGCUAAAAUCGCCCACCCUGGGGACCGGAAUUGAGGCUGGGGGACAGGGCACUGAGGACCAGGCCCCAGGGGCUGAGCGCACCUUCCGCCUUUUACUGCCUGAUGUGGAACUGUCACCGCCAGCUGUGGGCAGCCACGCUGAGUACCAAGUGACAGAGGGCGAUGGGGAUACAGGCCACAAGCUCAAGGUGCGGCUGCCCAAGUUGGGCCUGACGAGGGCCAGGGAGGGGGCGGAGGAGGGUGAGAAAACCAAGAGUCCCAAGCUCAGGCUGCCCCGUGUGGGGUUCAGCCAAAGUGAGCCAGCUGGCAGGGAGGGCUCACCCAGCCCAAAAGAGGAGGAAGAGGAGGAGGAGGGGCGCCAGGGCCGGGGACGGGUCCGCUUGCCCCGAGUGGGCCUGGUGUCCCCUUCCAAGGCCUCUAGGGGGCAGGAAGGCGAGGUGCCUGCCAAGUCUCCUGUAGGGGAGAAGUCACCCAAGUUUCGAUUCCCCAGGGUGUCCCUAAGCCCUAAGGCCCGGAGCGGGAGUGAGGAUCGGGAGGAGGGUGGAUUCCGAGUCCGGCUGCCCAGUGUGGGGUUUUCUGAGGUGGGGGCUCCGGGCCCCACCCGGCUGGAGGGGGCUCAGGCUGCUGCUGUCUGA
This is a messenger RNA of Ochotona curzoniae (black-lipped pika), 4164 nucleotides long. RefSeq names its product periaxin (gene PRX). Gene Ontology annotation, cellular component: cytoplasm; nucleus. The coding region runs from base 1 to 4164 and encodes 1387 amino acids. The transcript has 4 exons. Gene Ontology annotation, molecular function: protein binding. The record is from RefSeq and is a predicted model, not a curated record. NCBI's taxonomy places the organism in Eukaryota, Metazoa, Chordata, Mammalia, Lagomorpha, Ochotonidae. Gene Ontology annotation, biological process: peripheral nervous system myelin maintenance; regulation of RNA splicing.